Messenger RNA from Eufriesea mexicana, 3365 nucleotides. RefSeq names its product Bardet-Biedl syndrome 9. The transcript has 15 exons. Gene Ontology annotation, cellular component: BBSome; membrane. Lineage: Eukaryota; Metazoa; Arthropoda; Insecta; Hymenoptera; Apidae. Bases 103 to 3222 code for a protein of 1039 amino acids. Gene Ontology annotation, biological process: cilium assembly. The record is from RefSeq and is a predicted model, not a curated record.
AAUGGCGCGACGCUUUAUACGCAGAACUUUCGAGAUCCGAUACGGAAAGCUAUAGUGGAUCAGAAGAUCGAGCCGAAAGGUCACAACGACUCGUGGACGUGGAUGAUGAUGGAGGAUGGGGUUCGACGCCUCAAGACUGAAUUGUUCGCGUUUCACGGGGAGGUGGGCAGCAUAUACGAGAUAAUGCAGAAAACGUUUCUGGAGGAGGAGAAGUGCGGUAUCAUGGAGAUGGAUAUACUGAACAUGCGAUAUCCUCUGAUGGUGAUCCAAGCUCGAUCGCCGUAUUUCGAGAUCAUCAAGAACACGGCCCUUUUGUUGCGCGAGACUGGUCUGAAAUAUCGCGACGACAACCGACUGUACGUGAAAAAGCCCAAGUGUAACGGACAGACGAGCUUCGUGAGGAUAGGAUUCACCGAGUGCUACUUCGCGAUAGUCGCCAUGUGCUACGGGACCUUGCUGAGUCUCGUCGUGCUUACGGCGGAGCUCGUCUGGCACAGAAACGCGGAAUCGAUCGACCGAGCUGUCCUAACGUUCGCCUCCAACGUGCCGUCGUUUCGAAUGCCGUGUGACGGUGACGCGUCGGUGCUUCGAUCCUCGGCGUCUUCGACCGGCAUGUCGUUGUUCAAAACGAAGGAAUGGUGGCGAACGAGGUGCGGGGCGAACGAAAGCUUCGAUAGACACAGCUUGCUGGUAGCUCCGUUCUUUGGAAACGAAAGGAAAGACAUUCUAGUAGUGGGAAGUCACGAAGGUUACCUGAGGAUGUACAGUCCGACGUCGCAGUGGGUGGACGAAACCAAGUCACCGAGCAACUACAAAUCCACGGACCUGAUGAUCGAGACUCGGAUCGACGAUUGCAUCGUGGACAUGAAGGCGGGGAAAUUCGUUUCAGGAUCGCAGGAUCUACGCCUGGCAGUGUUGUCGGCUUCCAAGUUGCUGAUUUACAACGUGGCUCUGGUCGACGAAUCCACCGAAUACGGGGAUCGAUGCGAGCUGAAGAUGGCUUACGAGCAUCAACUGCCAAAGUUUCCGGCCUCGCUGACCACGGGGCCGUUCGGCGGCGUCCGUGGCAGAGACUUUCUCUGCGUUCAGUGCCUGGACGGGACGUUCCUGUUCUACGAGCAAGAGAUGUUCGCGUUCAGCCAGUUGCCGAAGAAUCGCUUACUAGCCGAGCCGAUCGUCUACGUCGCGCGGAACGAUCUCUUCGUCACGGCCAAUUCCUCCUGGUUUCUCGAGUGUCACAGGCACGUUCCAACUAGUCUCGUCGCGUUGCUUAGGUACCAGAGCAUGGCGGAAUGGUCGAGAAAGAAGGAACAGGAGCCAGAGAACGGGAACGGGGAUGAGCGACGCGAUCAGCCAGGACUGACCGGUACAAGUUUGGAGCCGGAUUGGACGUACAACAUCGGGGAAGCGGUUCUAGCCAUCGAGGCUGUCACCCUGAGCAGCUUCGAGGUGGGAAUCGUGGUGCUCGGCGAGAGACAUCUCUUCUGUCUGAAGGACAAUUGCGCGUCGGUCAAGUACGCGAAGAAACUCGAGUACAAGCCGCUCUGUUUUCGACCUUACGUGAUCGAACCGGACGGGAAGCUGAUGGUACUGGUGAUCGCCGACACGAGCACACUGAUGAUUUACGAGGGCAGCACGGUGAAAUGGUCGGCGCAGCUACCUUUUCCACCGGUCACCGUCGCCCGAGUUCAGCUUGAGCACUUGCAAGCCGCGAUCGUGGUCUUAUCGGCCGACGGUCGUCUGGAGGCCUGUUACCUGGGCACCGAGCCGAGCCUCUUCGUCGCGCCGCCCCUUCAUCCGCGCGGUUACGAUUACGCGGACGCGGAUCGCCAGCUCUCGGAGCUGCGUGCCGCCUCCGCGAGACGCAACGACUCGAAAGACGACUCGCAAGACGAUCGAACCAGCGACGCCGGAGUGGACGCGGAGCUGAUAGUGUCGGUGAGCGUGUCGCUGGACUCGGAAUCGCCUGGCGGUAACGCGUCGCACGGUACGCGACGUUCCGAAGACGACGCCGCUCAGCAUCCACCCGUCUGUAACCUCUCGAUAGAGCUGUCCUCGUACGCGAUCCUUCGAGAUGUCCAAGUCUGCGUGGACGUUUGCAAACCGUUGGUAGCGACCGACCAUUUCCACGUCCUUCCGAAUCUCUGCGAACGACACGUGGCCAAGACCGCGGUAUACGUGGACGGAGAUUGGCCAGCGUUCUCUUCGGCGGUUACCAUUACCGUGAGUUACCGGACGGAUGCCGGGGUGCUACGAGCGCUGAGAAGAAGCAGCCAAUUACCGCUCAAGACCAUGCUGAGAAGCUGCCCGCCCGAGACCACGUCCUCGUUCGUAACCGUGAUGAAGAGCAAGGCACCUCUGCUCACCUUCGCCCACCUGUUUCCCGAGUUCAGCGCGGAUCAGUGCCAGAGGCAAGGAUGGAACGCGCUGGGUCUGCGACACGUGCUCUCUGGCCAAACGGUCACCGUGGUUUCCGGCAAUGCCAGCAAUCGCUAUCGCGUGCAGUCCAACGACGGAUUAUCCUCCAUCUUGGUCUUGCAUCGGCUGAUCGAGAGGUCCACGGCCAAGAACGAGGGUAGUCUCGCGACCAGCAUCGGACAGAGUCACAUAAGAUCGAUGCAUCAACGGAUAGACGAUCAUUUUCGCGUUCGACGAGAGAUCGAGAGGAUAACGGACGAGAUCGGCCUGCUGACCAGCCAGCUGAGAAACAUCGAGAGGAAGAUGCUGCGAGCGGUGAGGGGAAGGAACGAGCGAUCUCUGGCCGACACCGAGCUACCGUUCCUCUUCGACUCGACCUACGGCGCGAUCUUCGCGCUGCUCCAGGAUCUCGCGAAGGCUCGAGCGGAACGGGAGCGAACUGGCCACGAGGUUCGAUGCAGCGUCGAGCUGUCGUUACUUUUACUCCGGACCAACUUGACGGAGGACGAGUGCGCGGCGUUGAGGGCAGCGAUCGGGUUCGAGCCACGACCCGCCGACCGAUUCGACUGGGAAGAAAUCGCCGACGCCGGACUGACCACCUUGCUCGAGUACCUUUCGAGGAAGACCGGCGUCACCGAGUCGAGAUCGUCCAAGUGGAACAAGCUCACCCCCAUCGCGUCCUCUAAGGAACUGACGAAGCUGAAGACGCGUCUGGUUCACGCGAUCGAGCGGCUGACGGGCAACCGCGAAUCCGACAUCGCGGAGAUCGAGCCUGGCGACGGCAACGAUCUCGCCUCGACCUAACCAUCUCGAUUCCUCCUUUAUUCUCGUUCGUUCCUCCUCGCGGUGGUACGUCGCGAAGGCAAACGCGAUCGAGAGUAAAAAUCGUCGUGAUCGGCGGCGGCGGCGAGGCCGAGGACGCAAACGAAGGGGAAGAUGAGGACGCA